This is a messenger RNA of Fomitiporia mediterranea MF3/22, 837 nucleotides long. Its product is annotated as UbiA prenyltransferase. Gene Ontology annotation, cellular component: mitochondrial inner membrane. Lineage: Eukaryota; Fungi; Basidiomycota; Agaricomycetes; Hymenochaetales; Hymenochaetaceae. The record is from RefSeq and is a predicted model, not a curated record. The annotation marks the transcript as partial. The transcript is spliced from 7 exons. Gene Ontology annotation, molecular function: 4-hydroxybenzoate polyprenyltransferase activity. Gene Ontology annotation, biological process: ubiquinone biosynthetic process.
CAGCCUGCCGGGUUAAUGGCCGUGCUCUGGCCUUAUGUGUAUGGGCUCACGGCAGCUGCAUAUUCUGUAAGACUUCCGUAUAGUGUGUUUGUCCAGAUGCUUCAGAAAUGUAUCAUCGGAGCCUUCCUCAUGCGCAGCGCUGCCUGCACAAUCAAUGACAUAUUUGACAGGAAGAUUGAUGCUGAAGUAGAACGAACGAGGAAUAGGCCGAUAGCUUCGGGAAAGAUCUCCGUACUUUCUGCGCUUGUAUUUUUCAUUUUUCAGCUAUUUGCGAAUGUACUGUUCUUUUCAACUCUGAGGGACAUCGCAUCUUGCCUCUACCCACUUUUCAAGAGAGUCACGUACUGGCCUCAAGCGUGGCUAGGCGUUGCAAUUAACUUCGGGUUUCUCGUUACUUGGUUCGAAAUAAACUACGACAUACAUUCGAUGACUCGUUCGGCAGCAAUAAUGAUGUCUGGACUAUGGUGCUGGACAAUGCUUUACGGAACAGACACUGUUUAUGGUAGCCAAGAUCGAAUCGAUGACAGGAAGAUCGGAAUCUGGUCAACCGCACUGUUAUUCGAAGGCAAAGUAAAGCUGAUGGCAUGUUUCUUUGCCAUAUGCCUUCUCUCUACAUUGUAUGCAUUCGGAACAAUCAACGGCCAUGGGCUUCCGUAUUUGGUAAUUUCAGUCGGCGGAGUAGCUUUGUACAUAUCCUGGGCUAUACUCAAUCUCGACGAAAGCUCACCAAAAAGUUGUUGGCUGUUCUUCAAGAGAAGCUCCUACUAUCUUGGUGCACUUAUCUUUUGCGGGUUACUUGCUGAUUACGUUCGGAUUAUGGAAAGCGGCUCUCAUUAA